Messenger RNA from Cannabis sativa, 932 nucleotides. RefSeq names its product germin-like protein subfamily 1 member 17. The record is from RefSeq and is a predicted model, not a curated record. The transcript has 2 exons. Lineage: Eukaryota; Viridiplantae; Streptophyta; Magnoliopsida; Rosales; Cannabaceae. Gene Ontology annotation, cellular component: cell wall. The coding region runs from base 70 to 753 and encodes 227 amino acids. Gene Ontology annotation, molecular function: manganese ion binding.
AUCACAAUAACUCGCUUAUAACUACAGAAUAGAAUAAUUAUUUAGGAGACCUUAGCCACUUAACCAAAAAUGAAGAGUGCUCAUUUCCUUCUCACACUUGCCAUAUUUGCUUUGGCAUCAUCCAUUGCCUCUGCCUAUGAUCCUAGUCCUCUUCAGGACUUCUGUGUAGCAGUAGACGACCCUGAAAAUGCUUUGUUUGUGAAUGGAAAAUUCUGUAAGGAUCCAAUGCAGGUCAAGGCAGAAGACUUUUUCUUCACUGGGCUGGACACUCCAAGAGACACACACAACCCUGUUGGAUCCAAUGUGACACAAGUGAAUGUUGACAUGAUUAAAGGACUCAACACUCUUGGAAUAACAUUGGCUCGCAUUGACUUUGCACCAUAUGGCCAAAACCCGCCUCACACUCACCCUCGUGGAACUGAAAUCUUGGUCGUCCUUGAGGGAACACUCUACGUUGGGUUUGUGACAUCCAACCAAAAAGAUGGCAAAAACCGCCUCUUCACAAAGGUUCUGAACAAGGGAGAUGUGUUCGUGUUCCCAAUUGGUUUGAUUCAUUUCCAAUUCAAUCAAGGACACACACCAGCAGUUGCCUUUGCUGCUCUCAGCAGCCAAAAUGCAGGAGUGAUCACCAUUGCAAAUGCUGUGUUCGGUUCGGACCCUCCCAUCAACCCUGAUGUCCUUGCCAAGGCCUUCCAGGUUGACAAAAACAUUAUCAACCAUCUUCAAAAGCAGUUCUGGUAUGACAACAAUUAGAUAAGCUGAAAAGAUGCUGCCAUAUGAUCUUGUAAUAGUGCCUCUGUGCUACUACUUCAAUAAUUAUUCAUAUCUUAAUUUCCAGUUAUAGUGACACUAGUAGUCAUUACUAAAUAAGAAGGUCCCCUAUGUACCUUUCAUUUACUGAAUUUAUUAAUACAAAAAAAGAAUUUAGUUAC